Messenger RNA from Oncorhynchus keta (chum salmon), 3260 nucleotides. Its product is annotated as transmembrane protein 47. The record is from RefSeq and is a predicted model, not a curated record. The coding region runs from base 244 to 789 and encodes 181 amino acids. Gene Ontology annotation, biological process: cell-cell adhesion. The transcript is spliced from 3 exons. Lineage: Eukaryota; Metazoa; Chordata; Actinopteri; Salmoniformes; Salmonidae. Gene Ontology annotation, cellular component: cell-cell junction; membrane.
CUGUCGGAAAUCCAGAGAGAGACCUAGGCACUAGGACCCUGCAGGUGCCUCUCUGUGAUAUUUCAGCAAUGUUCAGUGCGCUCGGACGACUCGCUUCAGCAGUGGUGAUACGGUAGCUGCAGCAGCGUCCCUGACGCGCUGCCCACCCUCCACUCUCAGCAGGGGAGAAUUACGAAAUUCUUGGUUUGAGACCCAACCGCCAGCCCACGGUCCUCGGAGAAAGCUACUUUUGUUUACCAUCCCAUGGCUUCAUCCGUGAGUGGAACGGAGGAGGUGCGCGUGUCGGCGUUGACACCGCUGAAGUUGGUGGGCUUGGUGUGCGUCUUCCUUGCGCUCUGCCUGGAUGUCGGGGCGGUGUUGAGCCCCGCGUGGGUAACGGCGUAUAACCAGUACUACCUGUCUCUGUGGGAGUCCUGCUGGAAGCCUGUCAACUCGGACACAUGGCAGUGCAACACAACGCUCGAGACUGACUGGCAGAUUGCCACGUUGGCCCUGUUGCUGGGUGGUGCUGCCCUCAUCCUGUUCUCCUUCCUGGUUGCCCUGGUGUCAGUGUGUGUCGGCUCCAGGAGCCGCUGCUACAGGCCUGUCGCUGUCUUGCUGUCCACUGCAGUGGUGCUUCAGGUCUGCAGUCUGGUCCUCUACACCAUUAAGUUCAUUGAGACGGUCAGCUUGAGGAUAAACCACGAGUUUAACUGGGGCUAUGGCCUGGCCUGGGGGGCCACCAUCUUCUCCUUCGGAGGGGCCAUUCUCUAUUGCCUCAACCCCAAGAACUAUGAAGACUACUACUAAACCCUGCAAGAGGAGAAGAGAGCCCUCUACACAACUUCAUGCCCCCGCCCCCCGGGCUAUGCUCUGAACUUAGUCUGUUUUAUGUAACUGGUAGAGAAAAUAAAUAUUCACAGAAAAAAUGUUGGAGAAUUAACUACAGUAGUGUCUAUAGGCUCCAUUCAGACCAUCAUACAAAUGUACUGUACCAGAUGGUUGGCUCACAGGCUUAAAGGGACACUCUUGCUCACAUUAUGAUGUUGUGUUCUCCAAGGGAAUCUCUGCCUCUGUUGUGACUGAUGUCUGCUAUAGGCUAAGUGGUAAGGCUGAAGAGCCAAUCAGACAGUUCAAUGGAAUCCUAAUGUCCAAUAAGAUACAUCAGUGAAACAAUGUCAGGUCCCCUUUAUGAUAGGAACUUCAGCAGGAGUUGGCAGGCACAAUGCUUUGUUAUUAAUGACCAAUCAAAGAAGGGACCGGUGAGAGUGAUGGACAUAGACCAAUCAGAGAGCAGAAGGAUAGUCCAGGUGGACAGAUUGAUCUUGAGGAGGAAAGAAGUAGAAUACGAGACUCACCUAAGGAAAGGAAUCAAGGAUGCAUACCUUCACCCCCACUAACAUACUGAACAAAAAUACAAACUCAACAGUUUCAAGGAUUUUACUGAGUUACAGUUCGUAUAAGGAAAUAUGUAAACUUUAAUGAAUGAAUUAGGCCCUAAUAUAUGGAUUUCAUCUGGUGGCAGGGGAGCAGCCAUGCGUGGGCUGGGAGGGCAUAGGCCCACCCACUGUGGAGCCAGGCCCAGCCAAUCUGAAUGAGUUUUUCUCCACAAAAGGGCUUUAUUACAGAUGGAAAUACUCCUCAGUUUCAUCAGCUGUCCAGGUGGCUGGUCUCAGAUGAUCUUGCAGGUGAAGAAGCCGAAUGUGGAGGUCCUGGGCUGGCGUGGUUACAUAUGGUCUGCGAUUUGGGCGUACUGCCAAAUUCUCUAAAAUUAAAUUGUAGGUUGCUUAUGGUAGAGGAAUUAACAUAAAAUUAUCUGGCAACCGCUCUAGUAGAAAUUCCUGCAGUCCGCAAGCCAAUUACACGCUCCCUCAACUUGAGAGAUCUGUGUGUAUUGUGCGACAAAACUGCACAUUUUAGAGUGGCCUUUUUAAAGUCCCCAGCACAAGGUGCACCUGUGUAAUGAUCAUGCCGUUUAAUCAGCUUCUUGAUAUGCCACACCUGUCAGGUGUAUCUUGGCAAAGGAGAAAUGCUCACUAACAGGGAUGUAAACACAUUUGUGCACAAAUGUGCAUGAAAAAUUACUGAGAUCUUUUAUUUCAGCUCAUGAAACAUGGGACCAACACUUAACAUGUCGCGUUUAUAUUUUUGUUCAGUGUAUUUGUGAUUAUCUUUGUCUUUAUUUAAUCUGUGGUAAUCUAAAAGAGGACUGGAUGGGUUCAGGCAGGCAACAUAGGAGUUUAACUAGUGGUUUUCUUUCACAUGAAGGGAAGGUGACAAGGAAAGGAAGCCACUAUAGACUAUUGGUACACGCCCCAAUGCCACAAACAAGAGAUGGUAUAAUUGGUUAGGCCAGAGGCCACGACACAUUCCAGGCAAAGUAUUACUGGUUAAACAUUAGCUCAGGCUACACACAACCAUUAAGUACAUUUACAUUUACAUUUAAGUCAUUUAGCAGACGCUCUUAUCCAGAGCGACUUAAGUAGCUGUAAGGCAUCAUCUAAGACUGUGCGGCUUAACCCCAGCUGUGCCAGGUUCAGAUAACAGCAGUUGAUAUGUAACUAUGUACAGUAGUUUGAGUUGGUUUUGUGUUAAAUGCUUUAAUAUAGUGUAGUAGAUAAGGUGUAUGAAGAAGGCAAUUGACCAGUGUUGUAGUGUGUGGGGCCUGAAGUGAUAUCAAACAGCCAGGGAAGGACGGCUCAUGGCUGGAACGGCGUCAAACCGUGUUUUUGACAUAUCUGAUAUCACUCCACUCCUGCCGUUACCCCGUCCUCCCCAAUUAAGGUGCCACCAACCACGUUUGCACUCACUUCCCAAGUGAUGCCUCUUGGGCCACACUAGAUGUCUCCCAAAUGGCACCCUAUUCCCUAUAUAGUUCACUACUGACAAGGGGCCCUGGUCAAAAGUAGUGCACUGUGUGAGGAAUAGGGUGCCAUUUGGGACAGAGUUUACAUACAAAGUCCUCUUAAUACUGCACUAUUAUAGAAAAUGUUUUGAAUAUACUCUCAUCCAUAACUUAAAAUGAAAGUCUUUACAUUAAAAAUACAUGUCAAUGAAGAGAGGAGGAACGCUUGAGGUAGAAAUGUGGGAGUGUAAAGGAGUAACGAGGUGUGUGUGCUGAGUGACUCUACAUCUGCAUUGCCUGCUGUUUGGGGUUUCAGGCUGGGUUUCUGUACAGCACUUUGUGACAUCAGCUGCUUUAUAAAUCCAUUUGAUUGCCGAUGUGUGUCUGAUGCCUACUGCUUUGUUUACUAAUACAAUAAAACUGGUCAUGAAAAAGA